Oryzias melastigma (Indian medaka) is the source of this 2074-nucleotide messenger RNA. It is a transcript of the gene znf410, whose product is annotated as zinc finger protein 410. Gene Ontology annotation, cellular component: PcG protein complex; transcription regulator complex. The coding region runs from base 350 to 1687 and encodes 445 amino acids. The transcript is spliced from 12 exons. Lineage: Eukaryota; Metazoa; Chordata; Actinopteri; Beloniformes; Adrianichthyidae. The record is from RefSeq and is a predicted model, not a curated record. Gene Ontology annotation, biological process: regulation of transcription by RNA polymerase II. Gene Ontology annotation, molecular function: DNA-binding transcription factor activity, RNA polymerase II-specific; RNA polymerase II cis-regulatory region sequence-specific DNA binding.
GAAGCGGUGGAAUUUUGACCCAAACAAGAUUCCGUAUUUCGGAGCUGCUCUGUUUUGGGUCAAGCUAGGUUUCCUCUCACGUUUCUGUGUCGUUUCAGGACAUUUUUAAGAGUUUGAGGUCACGUUUUUGAUAUUUAAUGUUCGAAGGAAUCAUAUUGACGUAGAGCUUAUCACCAAAGACUAAGUUUUCGUGGAAAACUCGUCUCGGGGGGACUUUAAUGUAGCUAACUUUGCUAACAAAGCUAACGAGUUGAGAUUGUUGUUCGACUCCGAAAUGACCGGCAGCUCCUGACCCGCACAGAGCGUCACAUUUAGCAGCUCAGACUUAAGGUUUAUAUCCGGGUGACCCAUGCUGUCUGAUGAGCUCGACUCCAAACCAGAGCUGCUGGUGCAGUUUGUCCAGAACGCCUCCAUCCGGCUGGUGCAGAGUCUGGAGGAGUCGGAGUCCAAACACUCCUGCCUUCCUCUGGCUCCGGCUGAGAGCUCCCUCUGCGCUCCUCUGGAGCUCACAGAUGGAGGUCUAGGCCACGAGUCUGGCCCCCCCGCCUCCCUCUCGGGGUUCGGAUGCCAGUCCGAGCCAAGCACGCUGGUCGUCCACUCUCAGCCCCGCACCUCGCCCAGCCCCCCAGCCAUCCUCCACGACUUACAGCAGCCCGACGGCAGCUCCUACGUCCUGCUGAACCUCGCCAAAGGCAUCACAGCCUCCUCGGAGUCGCUGCUCUUCACCACAGAAGGAGGCGAUGAGGACGAAGACGAGGGGGUCUCCUCGGGGGACUACGGCGUGGACGGCAGCGCUCCCUGGUAUCUGCGGGUGCAGGAGCUGGCGCACGACAGCCUGAUCGCCGCCACGCGCGCACAACUGGCGAAAGACGCCAGAGCGAGCCAGGACAGCAGAGCCGCAGGCGUCGGUAACGGUGACCACACACACAGUUUGCUGGCAGACGGGGACAAGCAGGAGGCGGCGUCUCGAACCAGCCGCCCCCUCAGCAAGCAGAUCCUGCGCUGCUCGUUUGAGGGCUGCUGCAGGACGUUCACCUGGCCGGCUCACCUCAAGUACCACCUGAAAACACACAGGAACGACCGCAUGUUCCGGUGCAGCGCCGAGGGCUGCGGGAAGAGCUUCUACGUGCUGCAGAGGCUGCAGGUCCACAUGAGGACCCACAACGGAGAGAAGCCCUUCAUCUGCAAAGAGAAGAACUGCGGGAAGAAGUUCACCACGGCGGGGAACCUGAAGAACCACAGACGCAUACACACAGGAGAGAAGCCGUUUCUGUGCGAGACGGACGGAUGUGGGCGGUCCUUCGCGGAGUACUCCAGCCUCAGAAAACACAUGCUGGUGCAUUCUGGUGAGAAGCCUCACCUGUGCGGGAUCUGCGGGAAGACCUUCUCGCAGUCGGGAAGCAGAAACGUCCACAUGAGGAAACGGCACGGAGAGGAGGGGCUCGGCGGCGACGGCAGAGAAACAGGAGAGGCUCUGACACAAAGCAGCCUGCUGGAGGCAGACGGUGAGAAUGGAGGUGGGAUGGUCGCCAUGACGACGCCGGUGGAAGCGAUGAGUCUUCAUCACGCCAUGCUGAGAUCACCAGGUUCUGCAGACUCGGUGGUGGUCCUCUCGCAGCCGCACGAGCUGGUGACGAUGACCGCCGAGGGACACGCUUACGGCGAGGAUGUGGUCGCUCUGCUGUAGCCCCGCCCCCAUUAACCCCGCUGCAGAGCUGGAUGGACUCCGUUUUAAAAACAUCUGUACAUAUUUGUGCUUUUAUUUUGGCAAGUUUGUACAAAAACACUUCGUUUUUCCUGGUUUUGGGAAAAACUUCCAAAGAAAAACUGAAGACUGGUUUGAGAGAAGUGACCGCCGCUGAUGAAUUAUUGUAGGAAACCUCAGUCAACAUGAACUGUACCAGACACACUUACUGUACAUAGAUUCUACCAAUACUUGACAUUAAAAACUGCCAUUUUUGUGUAUAAAUACUAUAAAUAACUUUAGUUCAGCCUCCAGUGCUGCAGAUAAAUAUAACAACCUCAGAAAAAUGCUCUGGUUGUGUGAAAGACUCAUUAAAGAAAUCAUGACUCA